This is a messenger RNA of Papaver somniferum (opium poppy), 6186 nucleotides long. RefSeq names its product callose synthase 10-like. Lineage: Eukaryota; Viridiplantae; Streptophyta; Magnoliopsida; Ranunculales; Papaveraceae. The record is from RefSeq and is a predicted model, not a curated record. Bases 219 to 5942 code for a protein of 1907 amino acids. Gene Ontology annotation, biological process: (1->3)-beta-D-glucan biosynthetic process. Gene Ontology annotation, molecular function: 1,3-beta-D-glucan synthase activity. The transcript is spliced from 51 exons. Gene Ontology annotation, cellular component: 1,3-beta-D-glucan synthase complex; plasma membrane.
GUUUCACUUUCCCCCCAUCCAGAGUCUCAUUCGUCAUUUCCCGGAAUCUCAUUCUAGACGAAACACAAGAAAGAAAUGUCGACUCCGCGUUCUAUCUCUAUCGACCUAGAAGUUUUCUUAUUCACUGAUCCAACCUUUUAGAUCUGUUUCUCAUUUUUUUUUUCCGGAACUCAAAAAUUAGGGUUCCGGAACUUAUCUUUCGUCAGGGUUUUGAAAUUAUGGCGAGAGCAGUUAGUAACUGGGAGAGAUUAGUAAGAACAACACUGCAAAGAGAACAACUAAGGAGUAGUGGGCAAGGUCAUGAAAGAAAAUCUAGUGGUAUUGCUGGUGCUGUACCAGCUUCACUUAAAGGUGGUGAUGGUGGUGGGAAUAAUAUUGAUUUGAUUUUACUAGCUGCUGAUGAGAUUCAAGCUGAAGAUCCAAAUAUCUCUAGGAUCAUGUGCGAACAAGCAUAUUCAAUGGCACAGGGUCUGGAUCCCAACAGUGAUGGCCGAGGUGUACUCCAGUUCAAGACUGGUUUAAUGUCUGUCAUUAAGCAAAAACUUGCCAAGAGAGAUGGGGCAAGAAUUGAUCGCAACCGUGAUAUUGAGCGCCUAUGGGAAUUUUACCAGCUCUAUAAGAGGAGGCACAGGGUGGAUGAUAUCCAGAGAGAAGAACAGAAAUGGAGGGAAUCUGGAACGUUUAGUGCCACACUGGGAGAGUUGGAGAGUAGAUCACUGGAAAUGAAACGGAUAUUCACCACCCUGAGAGCUUUAAUUGUUGUUAUGGAGGCACUGCGCAAAGAUGCAGAUCCUGAUGGUGUGGGUAGAAGAAUUACGGAAGAGUUGCGUAGAAUCAAGAAAUCAGAUGGAACAUUGACGGGAGAACUUAUUCCGUAUAAUAUAGUGCCCUUGGAUGCACCAUCCUUGACCAAUGCUAUUGGGAUGUUCCCAGAAGUUAAAGCUGCAAUGUCUGCAAUAAGAUACUCUGAAUUCUUUCCUAGGCUGCCUGCUGAAUUUGAGGUUUCUGGGAUGCGAAGUCUUGAUAUGUUUGAUCUCUUGGAAUAUGUGUUCGGUUUCCAGAAAGACAAUAUCAAGAACCAGCGCGAGAACGUAAUUCUUUCUGUUGCAAAUGCACAGACUCGUCUUGGCCUACCUGUUGACGCUGAUCCAAUAGACGAGAAAGCUGUUACUGAGGUUUUCUUGAAAGUACUUGAUAAUUACAUCAGAUGGUGCAAAUAUCUGCACAUACGCCUUGUUUGGAACAGUUUAGAAGCGAUAAACAAGGACAGGAAACUCUUUUUAGUUUCUUUAUACUUCUGCAUUUGGGGGGAGGCUGCAAAUGUCCGCUUUCUUCCAGAAUGUAUUUGUUAUAUAUUCCACCAUAUGGCAAAAGAGCUGGAUGCAAUAUUGGACCAUGGCGAAGCACAACCAGCUGUUAGCUGUACUGGUGAUAAUGGUUCCGUGUCUUACCUUGAACAAGUCAUUUGUCCCAUUUAUAAGACCAUGUCUAAGGAAACUGAUAUCCUUAAUACUGGAAAAGCCGCACACUCAGACUGGAGGAACUAUGAUGACUUCAAUGAGUAUUUCUGGUCACCUACUUGCUUUGAGUUAAAUUGGCCAAUGAAGGAGGGCAGUUCAUUUCUGUUCUCCCCUAAAGGGCGGAAAAGGACAGCUAAAAGCAGUUUUGUGGAGCACCGGACAUUUCUUCACCUGUAUCGAAGUUUCCAUCGACUUUGGAUUUUCUUGGUCUUAAUGUUUCAGGGUUUGACAAUUAUAGCUUUCAAUGACGGAAGAAUUGACCUCGAUACUUUCAAGCAAGUACUCAGUAUUGGACCAACAUUUGCUGUCAUGUGCUUCAUAGAGAGUGCUCUUGAUGUCCUGCUUACAUUUGGGGCAUAUACAACAGCGAGGGGAAUGGCGAUCUCGAGGCUUUUCAUUCGCUUUUUUUGGUUUGGCAGCAGUUCAGCAGCUAUAACAUAUAUCUAUCUGAUGGUUCUUCAGGAGAGGAAUGACCAGAACUCAAAUUCAUUCUAUUUCCGGAUUUAUAUUCUUAUUUUGGGUGUUUAUGCUGGUUUGCGAGUAUUUCUUGCAUUGUUGCUUAAGUUUCCGGCUUGUCACAGUUUGUCAGAAAUGACUGAUCAGUCCUUCUUUCAAUUCUUCAAGUGGAUUUAUGAGGAACGAUAUUUUGUGGGUCGUGGCCUGUUUGAGAGAAUGAGUGAUUAUUUGAGAUACGUGUGCUUCUGGUUGGUCAUCUUUGCAUGCAAAUUUAUAUUUGCCUACUUUCUUCAGAUACAACCCCUAGUCAAGCCUACAAAUGUGAUCGUAGGCAUGCGGAAUUUAAAAUACUCGUGGCAUGAUUUCGUCUCAAAGAACAACAGUAAUGCCCUGACGGUUCUCAGCGUAUGGGCUCCUGUUGUGGCUAUUUAUAUUAUGGACAUUCACAUUUGGUACACUCUUUUAUCUGCUCUUAUUGGUGGUCUGAUGGGUGCUCGUGCACGCUUAGGGGAGAUACGGACAAUUGAAAUGCUGCACAAACGUUUUGAAAGUUUCCCAUCAGCCUUCGUAAAGAAUCUCGUGUCGUCACAGACAAAAAGGAUGCCUAUUGAGGGACAACCUCAGGAUACCGAGGAGAUGAAUAAGGCUUAUGCAUCUAUAUUCUCUCCUUUCUGGAAUGAGAUCAUCAAAAGCUUGCGUGAAGAAGAUUAUAUUAGUAACCGGGAGAUGGACUUGCUCUGCAUUCCUAGCAAUUCUGGAAGUCUUAGAUUAAUUCAGUGGCCCUUGUUUCUUCUAAGCAGUAAGAUCUUGCUAGCUAUGGAUUUAGCUUUGGAUUGCAAGGACACACAAAAAGAGCUCUGGGCCAGAAUAUCUAGGGAUGAGUAUAUGGCAGAUGCUGUUCGGGAAUGUUACUACAGCAUCGAAAAGAUUUUGCACUCCCUAGUAGACAGUGAAGGAAGACUUUGGGUUGAGAGGAUUUUCCGUGAGAUCAAUGACAGCAUAUCAAAUGGAUCACUCCUUGUAACCUUAAAUAUUAAGAAGCUUUCCCUGGUGUUGUCAAGGUUUACUGCAUUGACCGGGCUCCUGACACGGGAUCCGACUCCUGAACUUGCAAGAGGCGCAGCCAAAGCUGUGUAUGAUCUGUAUGAGGUUGUUACACAUGAUCUGCUCUCAUCUGAUUUAAGGGAGCAGCUUGAUACGUGGAACAUUCUAGCGAAAGCUAGAAAUGAAGGCCGUUUAUUUUCUAGAAUACAAUGGCCCAACAAUCCAGAAAUUAAGGAGCAGGUGAAACGGUUACACCUAUUUCUCACUGUAAAGGAUUCAGCAGCCAACGUUCCAAAAAAUCUCGAGGCACGGAGAAGAUUAGAAUUUUUCACGAAUUCAUUAUUCAUGGACAUGCCUGCGGCAAAGCCUGUUUCAGAAAUGAUUCCGUUUAGUGUGUUCACCCCAUACUAUAGUGAGACUGUGCUUUAUAGCUCUUCUGAGUUACGGGCUGAAAAUGAGGAUGGGAUUUCUACUCUUUUCUACCUUCAGAAGAUAUUUCCAGACGAGUGGGAAAACUUUUUGGAGCGAAUUGGUCGGGGUGAAUCAACGGGAGAUGCUGAACUUCAGGCCAGCGCUAGUGAUAACUUGGAGCUUCGGUUUUGGGUAUCUUAUCGUGGCCAGACUUUAGCUAGGACAGUACGUGGUAUGAUGUACUAUAGAAGGGCCCUAAUGCUACAAAGCUAUCUAGAAAGGAGAAGAAUUGAAGAUAUUGGUAAUUCAAGUUCCCGGUUCCCUACAACCCAAGGAUUUGAACUAUCUCGUGAAGCUCGGGCCCAGGCAGAUCUGAAAUUUACAUAUGUGGUUUCGUGCCAAAUAUAUGGGCAACAGAAACAGAAGAAAUCUCCUGAGGCAGCUGAUAUCGCACUUCUACUACAGAGGAAUGAAGCCCUUCGAGUUGCUUUCAUACACGUGGAAGAGAAUUGUACAACUGGUGGAAAUAUCACGAAGGAAUAUUAUUCAAAGCUGGUUAAAGCUGAUCUAAAUGGGAAGGAUCAGGAGAUAUAUUCAAUUAAGCUGCCUGGAGAUCCGAAGCUUGGAGAAGGGAAACCUGAAAACCAAAACCAUGCUAUAAUCUUCACUCGCGGAGAAGCUAUUCAAACUAUCGACAUGAAUCAGGAUAACUACCUUGAGGAGGCUAUGAAAAUGAGGAAUCUUCUCGAGGAAUUCAAAGGAAAUCAUGGUCUUCGACCUCCAACUAUUCUCGGGGUUAGAGAGCACGUAUUUACUGGAAGUGUUUCUUCAUUAGCCUGGUUUAUGUCUAACCAAGAAACUAGCUUUGUCACCUUGGGUCAACGUGUUCUUGCAUAUCCUCUCAAGGUCCGCAUGCAUUAUGGUCAUCCUGAUGUGUUUGAUAGGAUAUUUCAUAUAUCGCGAGGUGGAAUUAGUAAAGCAUCACGCGUUAUCAAUAUCAGUGAGGAUAUUUUUGCAGGUUUUAAUUCCACCCUACGGCAGGGUAAUAUCACACACCACGAAUACAUUCAGGUUGGGAAAGGAAGAGAUGUUGGUCUGAAUCAAAUUGCCUUGUUUGAGGGUAAAGUGGCAGGUGGAAAUGGUGAGCAGGUCUUAAGCAGAGACGUGUACCGGAUAGGCCAACUGUUCGACUUCUUUAGAAUGUUAUCUUUCUAUUUUACGACAGUGGGUUUCUAUGUGUGCACCAUGAUGACUGUUCUUACUGUAUAUGUUUUCUUAUACGGAAGGGCAUACCUUGCUUUCUCCGGACUUGAUAGUGGGAUUUCACGUCAAGCAAAGAUGUCAGGCAACAUAUCACUGACUGCUGCCUUAAAUGCGCAAUUUUUGGUCCAGAUUGGAAUUUUCACUGCAGUCCCAAUGAUAAUGGGCUUUAUACUUGAGUUGGGAUUGCUGAAGGCUAUAUUCAGUUUCAUUACAAUGCAACUCCAGUUGUGUUCAGUAUUCUUCACAUUCUCGCUUGGGACUAGAACUCAUUAUUUUGGUCGCACGAUCCUUCACGGCGGUGCAAAAUACAAAGCAACUGGUAGGGGGUUUGUUGUCAAGCAUAUCAAGUUUGCGGAGAAUUACAGGCUUUAUUCAAGAAGUCAUUUUGUCAAGGCGCUUGAAGUAGCACUACUCCUUAUUGUUUUUAUAGCUUAUGGUUAUUCAGACGGUGGUGCUAUUUCCUAUGUUCUAAUAACAAUUAGUAGUUGGUUCCUGGUUCUCUCAUGGCUCUUCGCUCCUUAUAUCUUUAAUCCCUCCGGAUUCGAGUGGCAGAAAACUGUGGAGGACUUCGAUGAUUGGACUAGUUGGCUUCUGUAUAAAGGUGGAGUUGGAGUGAAGGGAGAGAACAGCUGGGAAUCUUGGUGGGAAGAAGAACAGAGUCAUAUUAAAACACUGAGAGGACGUAUCUUGGAGACAAUCUUGAGUUUGAGAUUUUUUCUCUUCCAGUAUGGCAUUGUUUAUAAACUUCAUCUCACUGGAAAGGAUACUUCAAUUGCGAUCUAUGGAUUCUCAUGGGUAGUACUGGUCGGAGUUGUCAUUGUAUUCAAGAUAUUCACCUUCAGUGCAAAAAAGUCUAUCAACUUCCAGCUGUUGCUGCGAUUCAUACAGGGAAUCACUGCCAUUGGGCUUAUUGCCGCACUCUCAUUAGUUGUGUAUUUCACCGACUUGUCAAUAGCAGAUUUAUUUGCUAGUAUCUUGGCAUUUAUUCCUACCGGUUGGGGCAUUCUUUCUCUUGGCAUCACAUGGAAAUGGAUCAUCAAGUAUCUGGGGUUGUGGGAUUCAGUCCGUGAGUUUGCUCGACUAUAUGAUGCUGGAAUGGGACUGGUUAUAUUUACACCAGUUGUAGUUAUGUCAUGGUUCCCAUUCAUCUCCACCUUCCAGUCUCGGCUUCUCUUUAACCAAGCUUUUAGUCGUGGUCUUGAGAUCUCAAUCAUUCUUGCUGGAAACAAGGCCAAUGUUCAGGCCUAGUGCUUUGUGUCAAUUCCAGAAAUAUUGCUGUAUCAUUCAUGAUUCUCUACGUUUCAUGUAUAUAUAAACAUUCCCUCUUGUAACUUAGAUAGGACUGGUAGCGUUUAUGACAUGUAAAGAGAGAUUCCGAGGAAAGCCUGAUAACUGUUUGCACGUUGAGCUAGGAUUUUGUGCUCCCAUCUAAAACAGAUCUAACCACUUUACUUGGCCUCUGUAGACCUAACUUCAUUUUGUUGCUGGUUAA